Messenger RNA from Paramisgurnus dabryanus, 2722 nucleotides. RefSeq lists its product as uncharacterized. Lineage: Eukaryota; Metazoa; Chordata; Actinopteri; Cypriniformes; Cobitidae. The record is from RefSeq and is a predicted model, not a curated record.
UAAAUUAAAUGAGAGAUAUGUACGUAUGUUAUGUUUGGUAGCUUAGAAAGUAACAAAAUUAGUAAACAUAUUUUUUUAACACUCCUUAGCCGAUCAGCCAGGUCGAACAUCUUAUUCAUGCUGACCUGAGCGUUUUUGAACUGGAAAGAACUCCGCUUCCAUCAAUUAAUGCCAAGGUCCAAGCUCAAAAAGCUUUACACCUGGGAACUCCUUAUGGAAAAACCACUUUCCAGUCAUCGAUGGCACACAAUAUAACCACCGAGCCUCAGCUACCAGCAGCAUGGAGUAUUCAUGACAUCUUCACUGAGGUCCCCAACAAGUCUCGCAAAAUCAUCAAGAGAACACUUAAAGAAAAGCACAUUUCCAAGAGGAACAUGUGUCAUAUGGUUCAGCAGACUGUGGAGUGGGUACGAAUGUUGUGCAUGGAUGUGGUCCUUCCUGCUCUACUUCUCUGCCUGAUACAAGAGGACUGCAUGAAAAAGGAGGCCCAAUUGCACCAAAAGAGGGCUGGCAAGUGUAUGCAGAUUAACAGUGGUGAGAUCUUGAACAGAUCCACUGAAGAGGCAAAAAUGAUUGGAGUGAACAUUUUUCUGUGCAUGAUGGAUUGCUUGCACAGCAAAAAUGCAUCAGUUCGGUCAGAUGCCGAAGGGUCAGCAAGCAGCCAGAUGACUUCAGGGAACCGCAUCAGCAGGGAGACGAUCCAUAUGUUUACUGCGGAUUUAAUGAGCUGUGUUUACCAGGAACUUCUUGACAAUGACAUGGGCAAGGCAUAUCCUCUCAAAUACCUGUGCUCUGAGACCAACACAGAGGCUCAAAACUCCUCUCGCUGGGAAUUCUACUGGUCCGUGCUUCAUCACUUCUUUCAGCAGGCAGCGAAGAACCAUGUGGGAUCAUUCCUGGGAUUGCCAGACAUCCUGCUUCAAGAUGGCCCCAGCAACAUGGAGGAAAUCUGGCAAGCAUGCGGACUGGAGACAAUGACCAACGCAGAAAGAACCUCUCUGAAUGUGCUCACCAAAAUAGUAACGGACAUCGGCAUGGAUAAAAUCAGUGAUGCCAUUAAAGAUCCAUUGUGCAGUGCUGAGAUUGUUAGGCAAGGUGAGAAGUCAUUGGCUCAGUAUUUUAAUGUUGCUACCAGCCGCCGUGAGGAGCCUGAGCGACCAGAAGUUUUGGGAAGUUCACUGAAACCUGCUACCCCGGAGCCCGAGAACGUGUUCAACCCAAGUCCUGAAAUUCAGGCAGAAUCCCUUAAGACAGCAGAGGAUGAACAGCUUAAGGAGAUACAUGGCAGAUCUUCAUCUUCUGCGGAUGCGCUGCUGGAUCUUGACAAGGAGCUGGAAGAACUUUUAAGAAGUUCACCUAAGCCUGCUACUCCAGAGCCUACGAAAGUCUUCAGCUCAAGUGCUCCAAUCCAACUGGAGCCCCUUAAAUCAUACAAGGUCUCAGAGCCUAAGAAUUUACCUGGGGAAUCUUCAGCUCCCACUAGGAAAUUGCUCGACAUUGAUGAUUUGUUUGAACAGGAGCUGGAUGAAUUAGAAGGUUGGGGAUGCUCAACUAAGCUUGGUACUCCAGAGCCAAAAUUAGUUGUGCAUUUACCUGGUGAAUCUUCACUUGAUCGGGAGCUGGAAGAACUUUUGAGAAGUUCAAAGUCUGCUACACCAGAGCCUACAAAUGUAAACAGCUUAAGAGCUAAAAUACAUGCAGAAUCCCCUCCAUCAAGAGAGGACAUAGAGGUUGAGCAUACAAAUCCCGCUCCCACUGAUUCACCACCACAGCUUGAGGAUUCACUUCACCAGUCUCAAGCUCCCACUGGUAAACGCCGUCGGAAGUUAAAGAACAGAUGUAAAGGCCCUGUUAGCCAAGGUCGCAGAGAAAAACGGCAUCGGGAAGAAACCAUGAAAGAGGAAACUUCCUUAUUUAGAGCUUCUGAACUGCCAAUUGCCAAACCCCAGGGUUUCAUUUUGCCACAACAGUUUUUAGGCCGCGUCAUUGAUGGCCUGCUUACGAAACUUCAAUGCACAUAUAACAUCAGUGUUCCUGGGAUCUACCUUUAUGAUGUUAUUUUCAGCAAACUGGUGCAAGAACUGGGAAAUUUGGCAAGAGUUCAUGUUGUUAAAAACAUCCAACAGCUGUUUCACAAUGAGGAUGAGAUCGUUCUUCGGAUUAUAAAUGAAGCUCAUGCCAUUGUGAAAGAUAAGGGCUACUUGAGGGCAGCAUGGCAGGAUCAUGAGAUGUCAGUAAAUUACCUCACAACGGUUGUGUCUGCGGUCAUUCUUGACUACACAGUGCUUGGUGGGUGGAAUCAGAAGACUGACCAAACUGAAGAUUUCGCCAUCCCAGUUCAUCCAAACCUGACGGUGAAAGAAAAGUGCCGCAACUUCCUGUCACGGAUGAGACAGUCCCUACGAAAGGUCUUUUGUUUUAAAUGAAGGACCCGAGAAGGAGAACAGUAUUAAGUUUUCUAAACCUCCUCUUUACUUAGAAUUUACUUAGAAUCUCUUUUGUGCAUUUAAUUUUUAGUAAAUAUUUCUGUAUAUAGUUGUUUUCCUCUUUAAUAACAAAUAAUAAAUACUUUUUGUGCAUUAACUGACUUGGUAAAGAGACCUCCUCUUUACUUAGAAUUUACUUAAAAUCUCUUUUUUUGCCUUUCAUUUUUUAUCAAUAUUUCUGUAUAUAGUUGUUUUCCUCUUUAAUAACAAAUAAUAAAUACUUUUUUGUGCAUUAA